Porites lobata is the source of this 4044-nucleotide messenger RNA. The record is from the annotation of a GenBank genome assembly. NCBI's taxonomy places the organism in Eukaryota, Metazoa, Cnidaria, Anthozoa, Scleractinia, Poritidae.
AUGGACAAUUUCCUGGCGUUUGCACUACUACUUUCUGUGUUUACAUUAUCAGGUAAUAUGAAAGCUUGCGACUGACUAUGUAAAUUCCAUGAAAGGGAUCAUGCGAAGGAAUGCAGAGAUAUGUGUUUGUUAACUAGCUGAAAUAUAGGAACUACUUUUCACCCAAUACUAGCAAAAAGACUUUUCAUAGUCGUAAGAAUCCUCAAAAUCCUGUGGUAUCACCGAAAAAAAUAUACUUUGAAACAAUUCUAGGAAACUAGACGGUAUUCAAUGUAAUAUUCGUUCCUCUUUCUCGAUCGUUUAACCGCAAAAAAGUUGUUUGUGUGUGUUAACGUCAAAAACGCUGCUUAAUUUUUAGGACACUACACACAGUUGUUAAAAAUAGCAAUCGGUUAAUUUUUCAAGUAAAAAAGAGUCCGCUAUAAACAUUUCAGACAAAUAGACAACUAUGGUUUAAUACACCUACUCUCUUGAGACUUUUUAGCAUAGAGAGUUCAGUGUUGAUUAUGCACUUUCGAAGUUUUUUCAUGCAUGAGAGAUGGUCAAUAAAAUGACACUCAAUAAUAGAAAAUAAUACCCACAACAUUUCUUUCAAAUCUGUUUUAGCUUUUCUCAGAAACGUUUGAGGACAUUUAAAAGAAUGUAAGGUUUAGAUAAUGACGGAAUUUAAAGUUGCAUUUCGGCGUUCAAGGCAUGAUCAGUCAAUCAAUAUUGGUUUGUUAUUGUUCAUGCAGCAAUAAUCAAUUACUCAACGCUUGCAGAGGUUGUGUUAAUAUGUCAUGACAAGACCUGGAUAUAUAGAAAAUGUAAUCAAAGAAACGUCGAACGUGGAAAUCAGUUAUGAAAUUUAAAUUAUAACUAUCAAAACUGAAUGUAUCGUUGCCCAUUACCGCGACCAGGACAAGUGACGGAUAAAGCACAUUUUAACUUAACUUACAUGGUUCCUCACAGAGUAUUUAAAAGAGAUCCCGAGUUAAAGCUAUUUUUGUUUUAUGUAAAAAGCACAGGUCAGUUUAUUUAAAAAUCUCGAUAUUGUCGUUGUUUUCAUAAAUUCCCAGUACGUACAUUAAGUAGUACAUAGAAAUAACAGUUAGUCGGAAGACACUACCGUUAGAAUUUGACCCGGCAAAUUUUACGUUUUUUGAGUUCUUAUACGAAUCUACAGAAUCGUAUAUGUAGCAUCCCUAAGAAGACCCACUAUUCCAAUUUCAAUUUUUUAAUUAUCCAAACGUUAUACUAAUAUUAAAAACGCUUUCUUGGGUGUAUGCCCCCUUUAGUCAUGGGAGAGAGAAGAUUCUUAUCUAACACUUCUGAGCAAUUCAAGCUCUUGACCUAAAAUACAUAUUGUUAAAACCCUUAACAAAGCCCGUUUCUCCCCGAGAAUCGCGAUUCCACAAACUUUGAACAUUGUGCAUAAAAUAAUCCUAGAAUAAGAGGGGAGAACUGACAUAGCAUCAACUGACUCAUGUUGAGGAGUAGGAAAUAAACACACUAAUUCUUUAGUGCUUAGAGUAUUGUUACUACGAGGUAUACCGUAAAAUUCCGAAAAUAAGCCCCGGGGUUUAUAUUUUUCAAAGGCCCUUUUUGAGGGGCUUAUAUUCGGAGGGGCGUAUCUACGGAGAGAAAUUUGCGUUUCAAAAUUUAUUGGGCUAACCUUAUAGUUGGAAGUAAAUUUUCCUUUUUUGCUUGUUUUACUUUGUAUUUGAGGGCAAUUUUCCACGUACAAGCCCCCGGGGGGCUUAUAUUUGGAGGGGCGAUUUAACGGAGGGUUUUUCGCGUUGCCGGUUUGGGGGGCUCAUACAUGGAGGGGCUUAUUUUCGGAAUUUUACGGUAAUUCAAGUAAACUUGGGAGUGAAACUGAGUAUCUUUAUUCUAAAACAGAUUCGUUCAAAUGGAGUGUACAGCCACCAACCGAAGUACGCAGAGGAUCUCCCGCCAUACUAGAAUGGACGGUGUCAUUAAAUAGAGAAGAAACUGAAAAAGCGAAUCUAUUUUCCUUAAUAGUCUUGGAACGCGAAAUGUUCCUUUACAGCAAUCGAUGGCAGAUUAUGGCAGUUAAGGUGUUUUCUGGUGGAGCUUUCCAGGAAGUUGGCAAUAAAGAUACUUUCAAUAUCAUCCCUGGAAGUGACAUGAAACUCAAAUUGAACAAUGUCACAGACACCGAUGGCACUCGGUUUCGCUGUACAUUUCUCAGCUCCUUUGCAGCUCCAAAGAGUAUAAUUCAAGUCGAUAUAAAAGGUAGGGAAUUUUGUGGUUAACGAAUUACAAAUCUGGUUAUCUACUACAAGCAACCACUUUAUCCUAGAUAUUAAACAUUUUUUACUUUCAUUUUAAAACUCACUUUCUUUCUUUAUUUCAUAUAAAUGAUUAAUUGGGUAUUUAACAUUGUGCGAUUUGAAAUAAAACUCCGAGAUGCAGGAAUUAAUUCCAUAACUUAUUAAUUAAAACAAAACAGAGCCAGACAAAGCUCAUGAUUGUCUAAAUUAUUUUUUCCUUCUUUUUGUAGCUCCCCCACCCCCAAAAAAUCACAAACGAAUUAAAACAUGCGUGGCUUGUCUUUGCCUUUUUCAUAUUAACUCAACGAGGUCUUUACAUUAUACUUGUGUGCGGACCCCAUAAGUACUCCACCGUUAAACCGAUAGUUCACCUAAACAAAAAACAUAUAAUAAAAGUAAUCUUAAUGAUUUUAACUAGUGUAGAAAUGAUUUUUUCGUCUUCUCUUUAGAUCUUCCCAUAGCAGUGCGUCUUGUCGGUGGCACAACUCCUAACAAAGGUCGAGUAGAAGUAUACCGCUAUGGUUAUUGGGGUAGCAUAUGUCGUGAUGGUUGGAAUCUCCCGGAUGCAUCGGUUGUCUGUCGAAUGUUAGGCUACUCCGGAGCGUGGUCUGCCACCUGUUGCUCUGAAUACCAAGGUGGGACUGGCCCAGUUUGGUUGAGUGGACUUAACUGUAAUGGACGAGAGGAGUCCUUGUCAGAAUGUAGCCACAGAGGAUGGGGUGUAACUAAUUGCGACCACACCAAAGAUGCGGAAAUAAUAUGUCACAGUCCGCCGACUGAUAAACCUUUACCGCAUUAUAGUAAAGAAACAACGAUAUCUCCAAGUUCUUCUUAUGUGGUCUCAUCAAGCUCAGUUGCUUCCACUACACCGGCUGGUAAGUUUACACAAAGAAGAUAAUUGUUUGGACUUUGUCACCUGCACAAUAAAAGGGUUCGCGGAUUCGAUUCCCGGGGCAGGACCAAUACUCAGGGUCUAAUUACUGAGAAAUGAAGGUGUUGCGGCCUUUGCCCGGCAAACGGCUAGACCUUCGCGUGGCUCGAAUGUCCACGCAAAAUGGCGGUCCCGUUUCCAGUAGGAGACGUAAAAUAAUGUCCCGAAUUAGUACUUUCGUACUGAAUACAUUGACACUGAAAUAAUGUGAAUUUUUUGUGUCAAUCGCUGAAAAUACUGAAACAGCUUUAAAAAUCCAAGCGAUAGGUCGCACGAAUGACAUUCCCUCAGUUACCCGGUAUAACUUACCAGAUAGAUUACCUAUAAGUAAAUACAAACCAUGGUCAUACAAACUUGGUUCGUAUAUGACAAACAUACUGCUAAGGUUAAAAUUUUGACACCGAUUCUGUUUAAUCAUGGAUGUAUGGAUGGAUUUAGUGGGAAAGCUCUAUGGGAAAGUGACUUUCUUUCAGACUUUGCUUUGGAUAUACGCAGGUUAUAAAUGAUUUCCUGUGAUAUUUAGAUUAUUUCUAGCUAUUUCUUAUUUACCUUUUUACAUAAAUCACUCCUCUUUUCAUAAAAUAUGACACUUUUUAUUCGAUUCUUGCGACAGGAAAGUGCUGUGUAUCUCUGGGAACAAAUAAUGAAAAAUACUGACGUGAUAUACUAAAGCCUACUGUUUAGGCUUUUCAAAAACCGUCAAUGGCUAAUGCUUUAAAAGCAUCAAACAGAUUCUUUUACCCACUCACAAAUAUCGUAUUCAACAGACCCAUUUUACGCUUAUAUUUGAGGGUUUAUUGCUAUUUUUGCAUUCAAAAGUUAUGUUUUAAUUUCUAA